CAGCUGCUGGUGAGGCUGAUGAUGUGGUGUGAAGAUGGAGGCUCCUGAAUACCUGGACCUGGAUGAGAUCGAUUUCUCUGAUGAUUCAGUGUAUUCUGUGACGUCUCUGAAGAGCAUCCCAGAGUUGUCCAGGAGGAGCGAUGGCCAGGCUGAGGAGAGACCAGCUCCAGCCAUCAACUGGAGUCGUGGCGUUUCCUCUCACAGCGGAGGGGGAAUCAAACCCACGGGGCUCGCUGAGGUGCACAGCAAGUUCCGGCCGGUGAAGAGAGUCUCGCCUCUCAAACACCAACCGGAGACCACCGACUCAGACUGCGACGGGAAGCUCCAGAGUCAGGGGGAGCCGGGGGAGGACGGCAAGGACGACAAACCCAGCCACGCCUCCUCCGACGGUCCGGGCGGGAAGGCCAAGAGCAGCGUGGGGGGCGGUGGCGUGGGCGUCGUCGGGGGCAACAACCACCAGGCUCUGUUUGGGGAGCUGGAGCACUAUGACCUGGACAUGGACGAGAUCCUGGACGUGCCUUAUAUCAAGUCCAGCCAGCAGAUGUCCACGCUGCCUCGCGUCCCCCACGACAAGCGCUCGGUGUCGGGGAGCAACCUGAGCGGAGGAACCCUGGAGAGGAACCGCGGAGGGGGGCUGAAGAGCACCGCGUUACCCCACAACGAGCCUCUGAGCCUGGGCAGCAGCAGCUCGCAGACUCCGUACUGCGUUCUGUCUCCGGUGAAAUGGUCUGACCUCAGGAAGUCUAAGUCCAUGGAUCCAGACCUGCACCUCCUCCAUCGCUCUCCUGCUGCAGGGAGCUACCAACCAGAGCUGCACUCCUCCUCCAGCCUCCUCAGCUGCUCCUCCUCUCUCUCCUCCUUCUCUGAUGCAGAUAAGCUGCUGUCAGCGAGGGUCUUCCCAGACUCUCAGAGCCAGAGGAGCGUUGAGCCUGCAGGCGGAGCGGCCAUGAUGUUCCCUCUGCCUGGCUGUGCAGGAGGAGGAGGCAGCGGUGGGCCGAGGGGGUUUGGUGGUGGAGGAGGAGCAGGAGGAGGAGAGGUGGACGAGGAGACGAAGAAGAACCAAAACAUCAUCAACAUCGUCAGAGAGGGACAGAUCUCACUGCUGCCUCACCUUGCAGCAGAUAACUUGGAGCUGAUUCGUGACGAGGACGGUAACAACCUGCUGCACAUCUCAGCCAGUCAGGGUCACGCUGACUGUCUGCAGCACCUCACGUCUCUGAUGGGAGAAGACGGCCUCAACGAACGCAACAACCAGCAGCUGACCCCCGCCGGCCUGGGAGUCAAGAUGCAGAGCCUGAUGGACCCGAACAAAGCAGAGGGGACGCCUUCCAGAUCACCUAGUUCCCAUCAGGCCUCAGUGGACGCGUGGCCAGAGAUGAUGCUGACAGCGGAGGGGACUCCUGGAGACGGUCACUGGUUGGUUCGUCAGGGAGGGGUGGGGCCAGACUCCGUGCUGCGGCAGCUGCUGGGGAAGGACGCGCCGGAGAUGCUGUGUCCCAGAGAGAGGCUUCCUCUGGCGGGCGGCCUGAGCAGAGACGGCCCCGCGGCCCCCGGGGGUCCCGGCCCCCGACGGACCGGCCUGGUGGAGCGCAGAGAGCUCAAACUGGCCAGACUCAAACAGAUCAUGCAGCGCUCUCUGAGUGAAUCGGACUCAGACGGUUAUCCGCCGGAGGAAGGUAAAAGUCAGGCAGCCCCGCCCACUAACACACUGCGACCUGAUAGGCCGUCCCACCUGCCAAUCACAGAGGAGGAGCCGGUGUCCAAUCACCUCCAGCUGAUGAUGAGGAAGCACCUGCCCACUUCCUCCUCGGCAGCGGAGAAGAAGCAGGCGUUUUCUGCCAGCGGGUCCAAGUCGAUGGACGGCGGCGGUUACAACCCGUCCCCGACCUCCAGCGACCCCGACGACGGCAAAACGCCCGACGCCUCCGCCGACGCCCACGACGCCGCCAACGGCCAGAAAGUCGCCACCAGCCCGAAGAGCGCCCUGAAGUCGCCCUCCUCUCGCAGGAAGACGUCUCAGAACCUGAAGCUGAGGGUCACGUUCGACGAGCAGGUCCACAAGAGCUCCGGUCAGGAGGCGGAGCCGACGACGACCAAGGGGCAUCAUGGGAAGGAGAGGACUCCGACAGGAAGCUCUGAAAGCAAGCGUCCGUUCGGGGCAUUCCGCUCCAUCAUGGAGUCGCUGAGCGGGAACACGAACCACAGCAACAACAACAACAGCGGCGGCAGCGGCGGCCAAUCGGGAGCCGCGGUGAAAUCGUCCACCUGUCAGAACUCACCUGGCAAGAAGUCGGAGAGUAAAAGCAGCCCUGGAGCCAAGGGCAAGAACAAGAGCAGUAACGUUUAA
Molecule: messenger RNA, 2347 nt
Organism: Scomber japonicus (chub mackerel)
Lineage: Eukaryota; Metazoa; Chordata; Actinopteri; Scombriformes; Scombridae
Gene: sncaip
Product: synuclein, alpha interacting protein
Exons: 9
Coding region: 35-2347 (770 amino acids)
Molecular function (GO): ubiquitin protein ligase binding
Source: RefSeq, a predicted model, not a curated record